AUGAGAAGAGCACCCACACAUGGUCUGGAUCACACUGUGGACACUGGGAUCAACCAUCUCCUCUCUGACGGCCGCCCCGGGGAUUGUCAGGCGGACCCUUCAGAAAGCGUGAAGUUGAGGCUGGUGAACGGGGGCAGUCCAUGCGCCGGGAGAGUGGAGGUUCACUACAAGGGGAACUGGGGGACUGUGUAUGGUGGCGGCUGGGACCUGCAGGACGCGGCGGUGGUGUGUCGGGAGCUGGGCUGCGGCGCCGCGGUGAAAGCCCCGGGCGGAUCUCACUUUGGACCGGGGUCCGGAGCCGUUGUGACGUCAUCUGUUGAGUGCAGCGGGAGCGAGGCCGCUCUGCGGGAGUGUAAAUCAUAUACAUGGGGGAACUAUGGCUAUUCACACUCCAACGAUGCCGGCGUUAUCUGCGAAGAUCACAGAGGCCCAAGAUUGGUAUCCAAAGAUGAUCAGUGCUCGGGAAGACUGGAAGUGCAGUAUGGUGAAACCUGGGGAACCGUGUGUGACCUGGCCUGGGAUAUGGAUGAUGCCAGUGUGGUGUGCAGUCAGUUUCAUUGUGGAGUCGCCGUGUCUGUUCCGAGAGGGGCUUAUUUUGGAAAGGGAACUGGCCUUGUACGGAGCGAUGUAUUUGAAUGUAAGGGUAAUGAGACAAGCCUGUGGGACUGUCCGCGUUCUUUAGGAACUCUUCAUUGCAACCACACGAGCGAUGUCAGUGUGAUCUGUUCUGGGAAACAUCGACCACGACUGGUGGGUGGGAAGGAUAGAUGCUCUGGCCGGGUGGAGAUUCUACACGGAGACGAGUGGGGGACAGUUUGCGAUCAGUACUUUAGCUUGCUUGAUGCCGGCGUGGUCUGUGAACAAGAGGACGACAGAUGUGGCUGCAACUCCCGGAGUUACUCACUUUGGCCGAGGAUCUGGCCCUGUGUGGAAGGAGAACUACCACUGUCAGGGGAACGAGUCCCGAUUAGGUGA
Molecule: messenger RNA, 975 nt
Organism: Amblyraja radiata (thorny skate)
Lineage: Eukaryota; Metazoa; Chordata; Chondrichthyes; Rajiformes; Rajidae
Product: soluble scavenger receptor cysteine-rich domain-containing protein SSC5D-like
Exons: 6
Coding region: 1-975 (324 amino acids)
Cellular component (GO): membrane
Source: RefSeq, a predicted model, not a curated record